AUGCGCGAUGAACCGAUAAACCCCAAAACAACAUCAGGAAGAGUCGGAUAUGACUCAGUCACAUCCCGACCCCGAAUUUCCUCGGAUCCAACAUCACCAGACAUAUCAAACGACUCAACCUCAUCUUUUGAACAAGACACCUCGAUGCUCCAGAACAUUAAUGAAUUCUUGAACUUCUCUUCAGCAGUUGAAGAAAACAAAACCAGCACACCCUCCCUUUCCCCAUCCUCCUCCAAAACCUCUAUCAUACCCACGAGAUCAAACACAAAACCACGACCCAACCAAUCAUCCAGAAACCAUAGCAUACAACACAACGAAAAUAUACCCCCUACAAAAACCUUCAACCCAAGAUCGUUACCAAUCAUUCAAAGAUCACAGAAAAAACUUCACAACCUCCUGAAUACCAACGAACUUCUCCGAAAUCGAAUCACAUUCCUGAAAGCAAACCUUAAUCAAACCGCGCUCCUGAAAACCACCUCUCAAAUCACGCAAAAAGAUUUUGAGAACAAACUUAAGAAUUCCACCGGCGAUAAAAAAAUCCGCGUAAUUUUGCUAUCACAAAGAAUCCCAACUGAUAAUACCCCCGAAGAAAGAGACCCAAACUUCUCCAUGGUCAUCAAGGGGGUACCCAAUGAUAUCACCCUUGAUGACCUUGAAGAGGCUAUCGAAUCCCUCAACUUUCCUAUAAUCAAAUGUUGGAGAAUCACAUUUCGCGCAACAAAUCAACCUACCACCCUAAUCAGAGUAAUAACCGACUCAGAAACGCACUAUUCCAACUCCCUAAACCUCGGUAUUUCUUUCUUCGGAAUGAACUACUAG
Messenger RNA from Phaedon cochleariae (mustard beetle), 819 nucleotides. Lineage: Eukaryota; Metazoa; Arthropoda; Insecta; Coleoptera; Chrysomelidae. The record is from the annotation of a GenBank genome assembly.